AUGCCCACGAAAGGCCAAGAUCCGCGCGCCGCCGACGCCGCCGCCGCCGACCGUGCGGCCCAAAAGUCGCCUCCUCAUCCCGGGGACCCGCCACUCUUGCGAUUGGGUCACCCGGAAGGAAACCUCCUCCUACAAGAAGACCUCCUUGACGGAUCAGAGUACCGUGGCUACUCUGUAUUCUAUGCAUGGCUUCCCUAA
Colletotrichum orchidophilum is the source of this 198-nucleotide messenger RNA. RefSeq lists its product as uncharacterized. The record is from RefSeq and is a predicted model, not a curated record. The transcript has 2 exons. Lineage: Eukaryota; Fungi; Ascomycota; Sordariomycetes; Glomerellales; Glomerellaceae. The coding region runs from base 1 to 198 and encodes 65 amino acids.